Atta colombica is the source of this 2114-nucleotide messenger RNA. It is a transcript of the gene CtsL1, whose product is annotated as cathepsin L1. The record is from RefSeq and is a predicted model, not a curated record. The coding region runs from base 598 to 1611 and encodes 337 amino acids. Gene Ontology annotation, molecular function: cysteine-type endopeptidase activity. The transcript has 8 exons. Gene Ontology annotation, cellular component: lysosome. Gene Ontology annotation, biological process: immune response. Lineage: Eukaryota; Metazoa; Arthropoda; Insecta; Hymenoptera; Formicidae.
AACAACGAAUGCGAUGCAUAGCUAAUAUACAUACAUAUAUUAUGUAUGUGCAUACAAACAUCGAAACGUCGCCAGACGACGCCAAUGGACUCCAUUGUCGUUUAAUCACGUGGCCUAUGGUGAUGGAAAGUAAUAACAGGGAGAGGGAGGAAUACAAAAGAACGACGCUAGUCGGAAACGAUUGUGAUUGUCGCACAUUGUCGUUACGUCCGUGGUAGACUCAACUAGCAGGGAAUAAAGUUUUGCAAGGAAUAAAGAGAGCUCGUAAGUGUAAAUACGUCAUCCAGAAUACAUCUGAAAUUGAUACGAAAGGAAAAAUUUUGAUAAAGAACUCUGACGAUGAGACUUUUCAAAUACAAGUGUGUAUAAACAUCUAUGUGAUUAAUUCAUAAACAACACGAGCCGCUAUUAUUGACGCGUUAACAAGGUCGAGAUUUUGAGAUCCGUUAUUGUAUUAUUUUCACGUGAUCGUACAUCUCUCACGUGUUUCAUUGAAACAGAAUUAUAUUAUCUAUACUGGAUCCAAGUUGGCACAGAGCAAUUAUCGCUGUGUCAUCGCAGCAAUUUUACCGCAGGUGACUUAAUUGAGGAAUAAAUAUGAAGAGUGUGGUGGUUUUGUUGUUACUGGCAGUUUUUACCACGGGACAAGCUAUUUCCUUCAACAAGAUUUUAGAUGUAGAAUGGUUCAGUUUUAUGACAAAUCAUAAAAAAUUCUACAAAUCUUCGAUUGAAGAGGGAUAUAGAAUGAAAAUCUUCUUGGAUAACAAGCGCAAAAUUGUUGAACACAAUCGCAAAUAUGAGCUGAAUAAAGUUCCCUACAAAUUGGGAAUGAACAAAUACUGUGAUAUGUUUCAUCAUGAAUUUGUCAAUACUUUGAAUGGUUUCAAUAGGUCAGUAAAGGCUCACAAGCAAUUUAUGGGAGCAACAUUUAUCUCGCCAGCUAAUGUCGAAUUACCAAAAGAAGUCGAUUGGAGGAAACAUGGUGCUGUUACAGAAGUUAAAGAUCAAGGACAUUGUGGCUCUUGCUGGGCAUUCUCUACUACUGGCUCUUUGGAAGGACAGCAUUUCAGACAGACUGGCAUUUUAGUAUCACUUAGUGAGCAAAAUUUGGUUGAUUGUUCUGGCAACUAUGGCAACCAAGGAUGCAAUGGUGGUUUGAUGGAUAAUGCUUUUAAAUACGUCAGAGAUAACAAAGGCCUUGAUACCGAAAAGAGUUAUCCAUAUGAAGCAGAGAAUGACAAGUGCAGAUACAAUCCGAGAAAUAGCGGCGCUACUGAUGUCGGUUUCGUAGAUAUUCCAAGAGGAAAUGAGCAGAAAUUAAAGGCUGCAGUCGCUACUAUAGGUCCGGUCUCCGUUGCUAUUGAUGCCUCUCAUGAAUCUUUCCAGCUUUAUAGUGAAGGAGUAUAUUUUGAUCCUGAGUGCGAUUCAGAAAAUUUAGAUCAUGGUGUGUUGAUCGUCGGCUAUGGUACAGACUCAAAAACUGGCCAUGAUUAUUGGCUGGUAAAAAAUAGUUGGGGUGAAACAUGGGGUGAAAAGGGUUACAUCAAAAUAGCCAGAAACAAGAACAAUCAUUGUGGUAUAGCAAGCAGUGCCAGCUAUCCUCUCGUUUAACUGCCGUUGAUAAUUAAUUUUUUAGUUGUGAUCUACUAAUUCAGACAUGACAGCUAUGAGAGGCCUAAUAAAGUUUUACGAAUUUUAGAAUAAAUUUUUAUAUCAUUUCUGAUAUAUGAUUUCUUUAAAAUCAUAUUUGAUAAAAUUGACGUCUUUCUACAGACAGUUUUUCUGUUUUACCGCGCUAUGAUAGGAAUCAGAAGACACGGUAGUAUCUCCGUGCUAAGCGCAAUGACACUAACGUGAUUGUAAUUACAAAUUUUACAGUUUUUCCAACUUUCUUAGGUCUCUAUACAAAUUAGUUCUUUCGAAUAAAGAGCAAAGAAUAAAGACAAAUUCGGAAAAAUUACGAAAAUUGCAAGCUUCGAAAAUGGUGGUUCAUUGUUCAUCGUUUUAACAUAUCUAUUACAUUUAGUGACAAUUAUGGAUAUUAUCUUAGGAUGUAUUUUAUCUUAGGAUAUAUUUUGUAUUUUUUGUUCACACAUUUAGAAUGAUACUAUUGC